Molecule: messenger RNA, 1748 nt
Organism: Megalobrama amblycephala (Wuchang bream)
Lineage: Eukaryota; Metazoa; Chordata; Actinopteri; Cypriniformes; Xenocyprididae
Product: olfactory receptor 52K1-like
Exons: 1
Coding region: 278-1222 (314 amino acids)
Biological process (GO): G protein-coupled receptor signaling pathway
Cellular component (GO): membrane
Molecular function (GO): olfactory receptor activity; G protein-coupled receptor activity
Source: RefSeq, a predicted model, not a curated record
GUGUUCUGUUGGUAUAGUGAUCCAUAUAGUCACAGUAGCUGUUAUAUAAACUGCUUACAGCUAAUUCAGAAGUUGCCUCAGAUCAAUGGCAACAACCAGUUCUCUUCACUUUCGCCUUCGAAUUUUUCUCUCUUGAUUUCUACUUUAAAAAAUAUUAAUGGACUAGACUGAACUGAGGACAUCAAAAACUAUUUAAUGCUUUAUUCUUCAUAUAAUGGACAACAACUGAAUCCAUAUAUUUCCUUUUAAGUGGCUAUUUCGUUGUUUUGACCAGCAAAUGGAAAAUGGAACCAUGCCUUCAUAUUUUUACUUCACUUUGUUCAAGGAGUUUGUUCACAUGAAAUAUCUCAUCCUAAUAUUUAUACUUGCAGUUUAUUUAGCAAUUAUAUUAUUUAAUGCCAUCAUUUUGUUUGUGGUGUUUAAAGAGAGAUCUCUUCAUGAGCCGAUGUACAUACUGAUAUCUUGUUUGUCUGUCAAUGAUCUCUAUGGCUCAGCUGGUUUCUUCCCUAGGAUAAUGGUUGAUCUCCUUUCUGAUACAAAUACCAUUUCUAGGCCAGCGUGUUAUGUUCAGAUUUUUACCAUUUAUUCUUAUGCAAUAUCUGAAUAUACAAUAUUAACUCUGAUGGCGUAUGACAGAUAUGUUGCCAUAUGCAACCCUUUAAAAUAUCAUAAAAUUAUGUCAUUAAAAGUAACAGCAUUGUACAUGGCAAUAGCAUCACUUUAUGCAGCAUUUUUUAUGGGCCUCAUUAUUUUCUUCUCAGCCAGGUUGCCUUUGUGUGGGACUGACAUAGCUCGACUGUACUGCUCCAACUGGUCUGUGGUUCGACUCUCUUGUGGGACUUCAACUUUGAGUAAUAACAUAAUUGGAUUUUUUGCCUCAGCAACAACAGCUUUUCUCCCUGCCUUCUUCAUUUUAUAUACUUAUGUCAGAAUUUUGGUCAUUUGUCAAAAAAGCUCCAAAGAAUUUAGGGGCAAAGCAUUACAAACAUGUCUUCCUCACAUUAUAAGCUUUCUGAACUACUCUAUUGCAUCAUUUUGUGACAUUGCCCUAAGUCGAUAUGAUUCAGACAAAUACAAGAUUGUGGCUAUAAUUUUUUCAGUGGAAUUUCUUGUUAUUCCUCCUGUUCUCAAUCCUCUUAUUUAUGGCUUAAAUUUGCCAGAAAUUCGCAAAAACAUUCUAUGUUUGUUUCAACGGUCAAAAAUUGCCAAUUUUCCAGAAUGAGUAAUUAAAGGAGAAUAUGACAUAUAAAAAGCUACUUGGUUUUACAGUGUUUUUUAUCAUAAAACUUAAUUCCCUGAAAUGAAUUGUUUAGUGCUAUAUGAUGAGGCACAUUGUUUUCUCAUGUAACAUAUACUUCUUAUGUCAUCAUAAAACAAGUCAUCAUCGCCUUGAUGUUCUGUAAUAAUUUCCAAUUUAAUAUUCAAUAAAAUACUUAUGGCAAGUUUCCUUGUUACUUUGUUACUCAACACUGCACAUUUUAAUAUACUGGGUGCAACUGAAUAUAUUUUGCUGUUAUUUGUAUUAACAUGCUUUUGUCUGAACUGUGUUUGAAUCUUUUUUUUUUUUUCUUGCUUGAAGUAUUGUACUGUAUGUCAGCAGUUAAAUUUUGGAAGUUUAAUAGUUAAAUUAUAUUAAAAAAUAAAUGUAUAAAAAACUCUAUAAAACUAUACUUGUUUUAAUAUUCUCUCCUUAGAUAUUGUAUUUACAUGGGCAUGUGGGAAUAGUAUGCAAAAGUUGUCAAAACUUA